Molecule: messenger RNA, 1136 nt
Organism: Brassica oleracea var. oleracea
Lineage: Eukaryota; Viridiplantae; Streptophyta; Magnoliopsida; Brassicales; Brassicaceae
Exons: 10
Coding region: 52-1041 (329 amino acids)
Source: RefSeq, a predicted model, not a curated record
GAGAGUAUAUUGGAGGAGAGAAGAGAGAGAGAGAGAUAAGGAGGAGGAGCCAUGAGUUCGCUGUUCACUCCUUUCUCUGCUCUCCCUUUGCGCCAUACCAGAGCUACUGUCUCCUGUUGCUCUUCUGGGCAUGUAUCAUUUAUCAAAGAAGUAGCUGUCACUGAACCUCCAAAGCAUCUUCAACACUUACUCAAAGUUCUUCAAACAAGAGGUGAAACCAUCAUAUCUCCUGGAGCUAAGCAGGGACUCAUCCCUCUUGCUAUUCCGCUUUCUAAGGACUCUUCAGGCUCUGUUACUGCGCUUCUGAGAUGGCCUACUGCUCCACCAGGAUUGGAUAUGCCUGUUGUUGAAGUUUGGAGGAGUGGUGUCCGGCUUAUAGCUAGAAAUGUAGAUGAGUACAUUCACCGGAUUCUUGUGGAAGAAGAUGCGCAAGAGUUGUCAGAACUCUACAUUGCUUCAGCUGAGGCAGGCGAGAAGCUUUACAAAAAGGGUGCUUUUGCUGAAUCUCAGAUUGAUAAUCUCGAUGUUUAUGUCUUAAAGAAGGUUGGUCUGUUUCCUGAUGUGUUGGAGAAGAAAGUAUUACGGCAUUUCCAUGAAGGAGAUCAUGUUUCAGCUAUGGUGACAGGAGAAUUCUACACAAGGAAAGAUCUGUUUCCCGGAUUUGGACGGCCUUUUGUGUAUUACGCAAACAUACUGCAGAAGGUUGGACGUGAUUCAGAAGCAAAAGAAGCGGCUAGAGUAGCACUGAAGUCACCUUGGUGGACUUUAGGAUGUCCUUAUGAGGAGGUUGCUAGUAUUGCACAAUGGGAAGAUGAGCAAAUCGAAUUCAUAAGAGAGAAAGUGAGUGAUGAAGGUCGUUUUGAGGAUUUGAAGAAGGGUAAAGAUCCCAUCCAAGUUGCUUUGGAUGUUGCUGCUUUUCUCUUGGACUUGGCAUCUAUUGAAGGAACAUGGUCUGAAUCUUUGCACCAUAUUGCUAAAUGUUAUGAGGAGGCUGGAUUAAAGGACAUAUCUAACUUCAUUUUGUACACAGAUGACAAAUGAAAAAAGAACUCUAUGUUGUAUAUGAGAUAAGAUUCUUUCAUAUUGUAAUAACAUCAAAAAAUUUGGUUUCUAAAAAGAAAAUGUCUUUAAUAGUU